Impatiens glandulifera is the source of this 1374-nucleotide messenger RNA. RefSeq names its product GDT1-like protein 3. Gene Ontology annotation, cellular component: Golgi apparatus. The record is from RefSeq and is a predicted model, not a curated record. Gene Ontology annotation, molecular function: calcium ion transmembrane transporter activity; manganese ion transmembrane transporter activity. Bases 275 to 1162 code for a protein of 295 amino acids. The transcript is spliced from 9 exons. Gene Ontology annotation, biological process: manganese ion transmembrane transport; calcium ion transmembrane transport; Golgi calcium ion transport. NCBI's taxonomy places the organism in Eukaryota, Viridiplantae, Streptophyta, Magnoliopsida, Ericales, Balsaminaceae.
AAGGCCUGAAUCUGAAUCUUCUUCUGAUCUUCUAUCUCUCUCUCUCCGCGUUGGUGCAAUAAGAAAUUGGAUCUUCACCGAAAAAGUUCACACUUUGAUUGUUUCACAAAUAUUAAUAACCCAGAACGGAUCCAUCUUCGUUUUCCCCAUUGGCACUCAUCUUCCUCUUUAUAUUUCUUUAUUGUUUUGGGUACUGCGGACAACAAUUUGACUCUGUUUUCUUCUCUUCUACUUUGAAUUUGCUGCCAAGAGGAGGAAGGAAGAAUUCGUAGCCAUGGGUUUGGGAUCAAACCCUUGGAAGAAGGCUGCUCUCAUCCUCCUGAUCUCUUUGGCCGCGCUUUCUGUGUCGGCUCAGGAUUCUGUUCUGAGCAAUGAAAAUGAAGAAUCAAAUGGAUCCAUCGUCGGCCAUCUGGGUCGCCGUAGCAAGAUGGUUCUGAGAAAAAUUGGAAGGGAUGAGGUGAACAUUGAUGAUCCUGAUUCAGUUGGUGUAGAUCUUGGCCUAGAGGCUUCUGGUCUAGGAUUUGUUGAUGCGUUCUUUUCGAGUUUGGUGAUCAUAAUUCUAAAUGAGCUUGGAGACGAGACUUUUAUAAUAGCAGCCCUAAUGGCUAUGCGUCACCCAAAAUCCAUUGUUUUGUCGGGUGCUCUCAGUGCUUUGGUUGUAAUGACAGUGCUUUCCACUGGCCUUGGAAGGAUUGUGCCAAAUUUGAUAUCACGGAAGCAUACAAAUAGAGCUGCCACAAUUCUCUAUGCCUUCUUUGGACUGAGGUUGCUUUACAUUGCAUGGAGGUCAUCAGAUUCCAAAUCAGCGCAAAAGAAAGAAAUGGAGGAGGUGGAAGAAAAACUUGAAACGGGACAAGGAAAAACCACAAUCCGCAGGAUACUUUCUAGAUUUUGUACACCUAUAUUUUUGGAGUCAUUUAUCUUGACUUUUCUAGCCGAAUGGGGUGAUCGCAGUCAGAUUGCAACAAUUGCUCUUGCCACACACAAACAUGCAGUUGGGGUUGCAAUCGGAGCUAUUUUAGGUCACACCGCUUGUACAUCUCUGGCAGUAGCCGGAGGCGCAGUCCUUGCAGCCAGGAUCUCCCAGAGAACCGUUGCAGCUUUUGGAGGAAUGCUUUUCCUAGUCUUCUCCUUGUACUCCCACUUCUAUCCUCCUCUAUAAUCUUCUUCUUGGCUGGCGAAAGAAGAACAAAAAGUAUACUUCUAAUUACUAUUUUUGUAAUUUUUUUAGCUUUCAAAGCUUGGGUAGAACAAGUAUUCCUUGUUGUAGUAUAAAAUUCUCCCAUAUUAAAGACUUGAUGUUUGGAGGAAUUCUUGACUUAAAAAAUGUAAUUGUUCCUCCUUGAAAGGUUUAUGGCACUUAUUUUUUCCUUC